Messenger RNA from Leptonychotes weddellii (Weddell seal), 2609 nucleotides. The record is from RefSeq and is a predicted model, not a curated record. Lineage: Eukaryota; Metazoa; Chordata; Mammalia; Carnivora; Phocidae.
AUGGCGCUGAGCAAAGGGCUGCGGCUGCUCGGGCGGCUGGACGCCUCGGGGGAGUGGAGCGUCCUGCUGGAGGCGCGCGGCCGCGGGGACUGCCUGCUCUUCGAGGCCGGCACGGUGGCCACGCUCGGUGGCGCUUCCCUGAGCUUCCUGGUUUUGGUGACAGGCUGCACAUCCGUGGGCAGAAUUCCAGAGGCUGAAAUCUACAAAAUCACCGCCACCGACUUUUACCCUCUACAGGAGGAGGCCAAGGAGGAGGACCGCCUCACAGCCUUGAGGAAGAUCCUCAACUCGGGGGUCUUCUACUUCUCGUGGCCCAGUGAUGGGUCCAGCUUCGACCUCACCGUCCGGGCGCAGAAGCAGGGCCAUGACAGCUACGAGUGGGGGAGCUCCUUCUUUUGGAACCAGCUGCUGCACGUGCCCCUGAGGCAGCACCAGGUGAGCUGCUGCGACUGGCUGCUGAAGGUCAUCUGCGGCGUGGUGUCCAUCCGCACGGUGUACGCCUCGCACAAGCAGGCCAAGGCCUGCCUCAUCUCCCGCAUCAGCUGCGAGCGCGCCGGCGCUCGCUUCCACACCCGCGGCGUGAACGACGAUGGCCACGUGUCCAACUUCGUGGAGACUGAGCAGACGAUUUACAUGGAUGAUGGAGUGUCGUCUUUUGUCCAGAUCAGAGGCUCCGUUCCACUGUUUUGGGAGCAGCCCGGGCUUCAGGUAGGUUGGUGGCUGGGAGAGACUGGUUUUCUCCCCCUGGCCACCACCCCAACCAAUUUUGGGUCCUGGGGAACAGCUCCUCCCGGACCUCUGGUGCCAAGCAGGUCCCUCCUGCACCCUGUGCCCUCGAGGGUGGGGCCGCCAGUCUGUGUUGGCAUCACGGGGUCACAGGCUGCGCUGUUCCGUUGCAGGCAUAUGGUGCUUCUGAAGGAGCAGUAUGGGAAGCAAGUGGUCGUAAACCUGCUAGGGAGCAGAGGCGGAGAGGAGGUGCUCAACAGAGCCUUCAAGAAGCUGCUCUGGGCCUCUUGCCACGCCGGUGACACGCCUAUGAUCAACUUCGACUUCCAUCAGUUUGCCAAAGGCGGGAAGCUAGAGAAAUUGGAGAACCUGUUGAGGCCCCAGUUGAAGCUGCACUGGGAUGACCUGGACGUGUUCGCCAAGGGCGAGAAUGUAAGUCCACGUUUUCAGAAAGGUACUUUGCGGAUGAACUGCCUUGAUUGCCUGGACCGAACCAACACAGUGCAGAGCUUCAUCGCACUUGAGGUCCUUCAUCUGCAGCUCGAGAGCCUAGGGCUGAAUUCAAAGCCCAUCGCUGACCGCUUUGUGGAGUCCUUCAAAGCCAUGUGGUCUCUGAAUGGGCACAGCCUGAGUAAGAUGUUCACGGGCAGCCGGGCCCUGGAAGGGAAGGCCAAGGUGGGGAAGCUGAAGGACGGGGCCCGGUCCGUGUCUCGCACUAUCCAGUCCAGCUUCUUUGAUGGGGUGAAGCAGGAGGCCAUCAAGCUGCUGCUAGUUGGGGAUGUCUACACCGAGGAGUCUGCAGACAAAGGAAGGAUGCUCCUGGACAACACGGCCCUGCUGGUGACGCCCAGGAUCCUGAGAGCCAUGGCAGAGCGCCAGUCGGAAUUCACGCAUUUCAAGCGGAUCCGCAUCGCCACAGGGACCUGGAACGUGAACGGAGGCAAGCAGUUCAGGAGCAACCUCCUUGGCACGGCCGAGCUGGCCGACUGGCUGCUCGACUCCCCCAGGCUCGCCGGCCUCGCAGGACCCCAGGAUGAGGACAGCCCAGCUGACAUAUUUGCCGUGGGGUUUGAAGAGAUGGUGGAGCUGAGCGCAGGGAAUAUCGUCAACGCCAGUACCACCAACAGGAAGAUGUGGGGUGAGCAGCUCCAGAAAGCCAUCUCACGCUCUCAUAGGUACAUUCUCUUGACUUCGGCACAGCUGGUGGGCGUCUGUCUGUAUAUCUUUGUACGUCCAUACCAUGUCCCGUUCAUCAGGGACGUGGCCAUGGACACGGUGAAGACAGGCAUGGGGGGAAAGGCGGGGAACAAAGGGGCCGUGGGCAUCCGCUUUCAGUUCCACAGCACCAGCUUCUGCUUCGUGUGCAGCCACCUGACGGCCGGGCAGUCCCAGGUGAAGGAGAGGAACGAAGACUACAGGGAGAUCACCCAGAAGCUGAGUUUCCCGAUGGGAAGGAACAUUUUUUCUCACGAUUACGUGUUUUGGUGCGGCGAUUUCAACUACCGCAUCGAUCUCACUUAUGAGGAAGUCUUCUAUUUUGUCAAACGCCAAGACUGGAAGAAACUUCUGGAAUUUGAUCAGCUGCAGCUACAGAAAUCAAGUGGGAAAAUUUUUAAAGACUUUCAUGAAGGCGCCAUUAAUUUUGGACCUACCUACAAAUAUGACGUUGGCUCGGCCGCCUACGACACAAGUGACAAAUGCCGCACCCCUGCCUGGACAGACAGGGUCCUGUGGUGGAGGAAGAGGCACUCUUUUGACAGGACAGCUGGAGAACUCAACCUUCUAGACAACGAUGUAGAUGCUGAUACCACCGUCAGACAUUCCUGGUCUCCUGGUGCCCUCAAGUAUUACGGCCGAGCCGAACUACAAGCGUCUGAUCACAG